AUGUCUCAAGCGCGCCUUCUCUAUAGUCGCACCUUCUUCAACACAUCCUACCUAACCUUGCGCCACAACUUCUUCUCCACCAGCUACCAUGCGCAUCACUCCGUUCCCCUCCCCCUCCAGUCCCGAAUCCGCUGGUCCUACUUCUGGUACACCAGCAUCCUCGCCCUGGGAAUAACAACAGGCCUCGGUGCCCGCCACUUUGCCGCGCCACUCGGUCUCCCUGAACCCGGCUCUCGAGAAGACGAGCUCAUCCUCGACUCCCUCCGCCGCGACAUUGAUGCCAUAGAAAUAGUGCAAUCCCUACGCUCCCAGUCGUACAACCUCCAUACCGACACAGCCUUGCGAUCGGGGCCAGGCUUGACGUCUUCGCCGCCAGGUUCGAGUCGCAAGAUAUCGGCGUACAAAGGGUGGCUAGAAUUAGAUUUAGGUUUCGGGAGGGAGAGUGGGGGCAAGGAGGGGAUAUUGGGGGUUAUGAGUGGGACGAGGGGGUUGGGCGUACAGAGGGCUUUUUGGAAUGCCGAGACGAGGGAGAUGGUGGCUGUGGUUUGGAUAGGGGGCGGAUUGGCUGGGUGGCCGGGCGUUGCGCAUGGAGGGGCUAUUGCGACGGUCAUGGAGGAGGUUAUGGCGAGGAUGGUCAGGGGACCUGAGGGGGUUAUUGAACCGGUCCAUCGUCCAGACUCCCUCAGUGUAACCUACGCAAAACCGACCUACAGCCUUGAUUUCUACAUACUCCGCGCGAGCUUCUCGAAACCCGAUCUCCCGCAGUCUGAACCGCCACCAGAACCUGAAGCGGAGCCUACAAAGAGCUGGCUGGGCUGGUUGUCGCCUCAAAAGGAUCUUACGAAGAAGACUGAGGCUUCAAGAUCAAAACAGGAGAUCAUUGCGACACUGGAAAGUGUGGGUGGGGAUCUGUGUGUCAAGGCGAAGGGCACAUUCAAUGGGGCUAGUCCGUCAAUAGCAUAG
Molecule: messenger RNA, 963 nt
Organism: Alternaria burnsii
Lineage: Eukaryota; Fungi; Ascomycota; Dothideomycetes; Pleosporales; Pleosporaceae
Exons: 2
Coding region: 1-963 (320 amino acids)
Source: RefSeq, a predicted model, not a curated record